AUGUCUCAACAGCUUAUUGGAUCCGAGUAUACUGUCUAUCGUUCCGGCGAUGGCAAUGGGGGGUUCAAGCCAACCCCGGUCAAGAUACCUACCCUCGGUCCCCAUGACAUUCUUGUACGCAUCACACAUAGCGGUGUUUGUCACACAGAUAUAACCUUCUGUCAGAUGGGUGCCCCGAUAGCACUUGGCCACGAGGGUGUUGGUAUUGUCGAAGCCGUGGGAUCUCUCGUGACACAGUUCAAUGUCGGAGAUCGCGCUGGCGGUGGCUUCCACCGAGACGCAUGCGGUCACUGCAAGUAUUGUCUUUCCGGCAAAGAUAUAUACUGCUACGACCGUGUCAUCUUCGGUGAAGGCGACUUCGAUAACGGUACCUUUGGCUCGUAUUACAUCGGAAAGGAAACAUUCCUGCACAAGAUUCCCGAGGGACUUGCUAGUGAACAUGCCGCGCCUCUCCAGUGUGCUGGCGCGACUGUUUAUGCUGCUCUCAAAGCCAUAGUCACCCCUGAGAAGAGGGUGGGCAUUCUUGGAAUUGGUGGCUUGGGUCACCUUGCUAUCCAAUAUGCGAACAAGAUGGGCGCAGAUGUUGUUGUAUACAGCACGAGUGCCAGUAAGGAGACUGAGGCACGUCAACUUGGUGCAAAGGAGUUUCAUCUCAUUGAGAACAUGUUUGAUGUCAAGGCGCCCAUCGAUGUUCUCGUGAUUUGCGGAACUAAGUAUCCCGAUUGGGACCGUGUCAUGGUGAAGGAGUUUCUGGCUAGGGAUGGUGUUAUCGUCCCUCUUGCUGCUCCUGUACAUGGGCCCCUGAGCCUGCCUGCUGGAGCUAUGUUUUUUCAGGGCUAUCACGUCUUCUCGAGUUUAGUAGGUUCCCGCAAUGUCCACGACGAGAUGUUGGAGUUUUCAGCCCGACAUGGCAUCAAGCCAAUGGUCCAAAUCUUCAAGCAUGAGGGUGCGAAGACAAUCAAGGACGUAUUUGAGCUCGUUGAAAUGAAUAAGAUGCGAUACAGGGCAGUUUUAGAAAUGUAA
Fusarium venenatum is the source of this 1023-nucleotide messenger RNA. Its product is annotated as chaperonin 10-like protein. Gene Ontology annotation, molecular function: alcohol dehydrogenase (NADP+) activity; zinc ion binding. Gene Ontology annotation, biological process: alcohol metabolic process. NCBI's taxonomy places the organism in Eukaryota, Fungi, Ascomycota, Sordariomycetes, Hypocreales, Nectriaceae. The record is from RefSeq and is a predicted model, not a curated record.